AUGUUCAAAAAUUUGUUAUUCCAGUUAAUUGAAUAUAGGAAGAACAAAUUAUUUGUCUUAUUCAGGCAUAAAUGGAUUUUUUUUUUUUCUACAAAAAAUAAAAAUGAUGUAAUUAGCCGUGCGCGUAGUCCAAAACAAAGAAAUAGGGAAACCACCAAACGAGUAUGCAUAAAUAUCUUAGAGCGAUUACCUGGGUAUAAUCACCCCUGUGUUAUGGUUAGAGCAGAUAAAAAAUACAAAAUUGCGAAUGUUACUUCACGUCUUAUUAGUAGCAGUAGAAGUUUUGUAACGGCACAAUACCAACACAUAGAAUAUAAUAAAAAGUUUACCUUUCAAAAUGAAGAUAAUGUAGAAGGAAAAAAAGGAUUACACUCAUAUGAGACGACUGAAAGGAGUUCAUUAGAAAAAAUUCUUGAUGAAACCAAUUCAAUGAUAUACAUAAACGAAAUAUGUUUACAAAUGGAUAAGAAAAUACUGAAAUGUCAAACGUAUGAAGAUGUACUAUCUAUUCUUAUUACUCAUAGGGGGGCUUUAUUUUUACAAAAUUUAAUAACAGCUAUACGUAUGCUAGCUGGGCUUGUUGUUGAAGAGAAAAAAGGAAGAAUAGAACAUGAUGAAUUGAGUAAGUCUACCAUUAAUAAUAAAUAUACAUAUUUUGUUAAACCAGAAGAAGAGGAACAUACAGUAGAUGACAACGUUAAUAGAAAAAUAAAUCCAGAAAUCAGUUCUAGUAAUAGUAGCGGUUCAUUAACACACAGUAACAAGAGUAACCUGUACAAAGAAAUGAAUGAAUCAGGUAUGGACAAAAUAGAAAAUAAUUUAAUAAAAAGAUAUGAACAUAUAUUUGAUAUAUUAAAUAAUAAACAAUUAUUAGAAAAUGAAAAUAAAUUUCAACAAAAUAAAAAAAUGGAAGAAAUUAUUGUGCUAGAUGAAAGGUUUGCAGUACUAAUUGAUGAUAUUUAUAAAAACAGAAAACAUUUUGAUGUUGUAUCUAUUUGCCAUAUCUUGAUAUCACUUAAAGAAUUAAAUUAUAAACAUUUCCUUUUGUUUAAUUCGUUUGUUAACCCUUUAAAAAAAUUUGAUAUUUAUAUUAAAGAACAAUUUAAGAGUUGCCAUAAAAUUUCUUACAUCACUUCUGUUAUUCAGUUGUUACUGCAAUGUUUUAAUACAUAUAUAUGGGCUGGUUAUUAUAGCCUAGAUAUAUAUAAUAAGUUAAUAAACUCCAUUUUGUUGAAUAACUUUAUUCCUAUGAAUGAACGGUCCAUAUAUGAGCAACACCAAGAGCAGCUAAGUAGUUAUACAUAUAUGAAUUACAAGUAUGAUAUGAAUUAUCCUAUAUGUAUAGAAGAUAUAUUGGCAUUUUUUAACAUAAAUAGGAAUUUACAUUCAUUAGAGUUCAUAUCAACAAGCCGUUACUUAUCCACACCCAUGAAAAGGAUGAUAUUGCAUGGGAAAGGGAUAAAUUAUGAUGGCAGUAAGGACUGUGAUAAUAAUGACCGUUACAAUAAUAAAGACAAUUCUCAGUGGGUAAAAUAUUGCAAUAAAAAAAUGUUAGAUGAAAAAUGUUCGCAGCAGAAAAAUAGCCAAGUGCGACAGGAAGAUGUAGAGGUAGAACUAGAAGUAGAAGAAAGAAGCAGUUUGUCUGAAAAGUCAAACCAAAUGGACGUAAAAGAAGGAAGAAGUUACCCAAAAUAUUUUAACGAAAAUACACAAAGUGUCAGGGGAAAAGAGAAUAACAUGACUUGGUAUUGUUCCCCUAUUUUUUUAAACAUUGAAUUAUUCAUUAAAAGCUUGGAAAUAUAUAAAAACAUUUAUGUGUAUAAUUUCGAAUUUUUCAAAACAUCUGAAAAGGUUGUUUAUUACUAUACCCAGUAUUUAUGUCCAUCCAACUUGAGCUUAAUAGCUGAUGCUUUUUCAAAGCAUCGGAUUUUUGCAUUGGAACAUGACAGAAUAUUUUUCCAUAUAUCUAAAAUAGUAGAGAACAAUUUUGAAAAAUUUUCGUAUGAACAUAUUUACCUAAUUUUAAGAUCAUUCAAAAGGAUGAAUUUAUUUUUUGAAAAAUGCCUUAUUUUAAGUGCGGAAAAAUUUAGACCCUAUUUUCAUUAUUUAUACAUACAUAGAAAGGAAGCAAUUUUACCAUUAAGAGAUAUUUCUGUUUUAUUGGAGUGCUUAUCUUUUUUUAACUUCACUCAUAAAUCAAUUAAUGAGUGCAUAAUAGAAUCAUUAAACUAUUUAGAGGAUUAUAUUGAUGACAUCGAUGAAGAAACUUCAAUUAAUAUAUCAUAUGCAUUGGUAUUAUCAAAUUUAUAUCAUAUAAAUACAUAUUUCUUUUCAUUUGUAUGGAGAAAAAUAGGAAAAACUACUUAUUGGGAAAAAAGAAAAAAACAAGUUUGCAUGUUGUGGCUAUCUCAUAUGAUACAAUUUAAAUGGAUGGAAUAUGAUUUACCCAAAUUCUGUGUUUUAGAAUGUGUAAAAGUUUUUUUUUUAAAUAGAAAGGAAAAUAUGUACUCCUUCUCAAAAAUUAUAUCAUCUGUUUCUAAAAUAUUAGAUGAAUUACAAAUUGAUCACCAUGUUUCAGUUGAUACCUAUAACCCAUACAUUUUAGACAUUUUGAUAAAAAAUAAAAGACAAGUUCUUAUGUUAACUCAAGAUACUACUAGGAAUGAAAUAAAUAGGGAACUAGGAGACUCAAAAAUUGUAUUGAACCACUUAAAAUUAUAUGGAUACAAUGUGAGAAGUAUAAAUAUCAAAUAUUUUGAUUCUUUAACUUACACGGACAAGCAACAGUACAUAAAAAAAAUUCUCAUGUCCUUUUAG
Molecule: messenger RNA, 2817 nt
Organism: Plasmodium malariae
Lineage: Eukaryota; Apicomplexa; Aconoidasida; Haemosporida; Plasmodiidae
Product: conserved Plasmodium protein, unknown function
Exons: 1
Coding region: 1-2817 (938 amino acids)
Source: RefSeq, a predicted model, not a curated record